AUGUCAGCCAUGCUUAUUAGGGAACAUCAAACUGAUCUACGUCCUUUCUCUCCUCCAGAUAUCGAACUCGCCCAUGGACAAUGGUUACUCGAACUUCAUCGUCGUAUGGCUCAUCUCGAACAAAUCCGCGCUGAUACUCCAAACGACUUUGAAUACGGUGGUGCAGCUCCACUUAUGGCCGACUUAGCGAGGUGGGAAGACGCAGUGGACGAAGCUCGGAGGAUGGUAUAUGCUUUAGGAGGUGAAAUGAGACGUAGGAGCGAAGGAGAAGUACCAGUUUGGAAUCGACAGAAGGGUAGGGCGACCACAGGGAAUGGUAUGAUGAGGGGAUCGAGUGCUGGAUCGGCUUUGAGGCCUGGAGCUGUGGCUACUGCCAGGGGUUGA
Molecule: messenger RNA, 384 nt
Organism: Tremella mesenterica DSM 1558
Lineage: Eukaryota; Fungi; Basidiomycota; Tremellomycetes; Tremellales; Tremellaceae
Exons: 2
Coding region: 1-384 (127 amino acids)
Source: RefSeq, a predicted model, not a curated record